This is a messenger RNA of Rotaria sp. Silwood1, 9499 nucleotides long. NCBI's taxonomy places the organism in Eukaryota, Metazoa, Rotifera, Eurotatoria, Philodinida, Philodinidae. The record is from the annotation of a GenBank genome assembly.
ACUUGUUUGUGUAUAUGGUAUAGAAAACCAGUCGUUUUUCUCGUAUUAGUAUAUAACUUACACAUCCAUUUCUCAUUUUUUUUUCCUCAGGAGAAAAGCUAAAGUAAGUAAUAAUUGAUAGAUAACAAUGAUGCAGGGGACAAAUUUCAAAAUCUUGCAUUGUUUCUUACACAUAAAUAUUUUGCAAAUUAUUAUUUUGGAGCUUGUCCUUUCUUUCUUAUUCUAUCUCAAAAUCGUUAAUAGAUUAUAUAUAUAUGAUAUAUGCGUGAGGACCGUACUAUGAUCUAUGGAAAAAAGAUACGUUUUCUCAGAGAAUUUGUUUAUAUUUGAUAUGCAUAUAUGAUGAAGUCUAAUAGUAUUUCUGUCUCAAAAGAAUAACUUCGACAGUUAAGAUAAUUGUAUCAUAACAGGUUAUGAAAAUCAAAGAGGUUCCCUUUCUAGUAUAUCAAAUAAAGUAUACUAAACAUUGUAUCUGUGAACAGAAGCUUGGUUUUUAUAUAUUUCUUUGUUCAAUUUUUCAGAUAUCAUUCUCUUAAUAUUUAUUUAAACUUGAAGAUCCUAGCUUUUCCGGGAUGGACGUAAGAAUUAUCACAGGUUUAUUGCUGUUUUUUUGUUUUAUGGCAAGUAUAUCAAUCUCACAAGUAAGAAUAUCUUUUUUUCAUAUUCUACAAAUCAGUUAAAUUACAAAUUUUAUACAUCAGAGCGCCUCUGCCAAAAUCGAUACAAGGUUAAGGUAUAGACGGCAAGACGAUGAAAGUAAGUGCAUGUCAAUAAAAACAAAUAACUAUCUUAACUCUUCCUAUAAAUCAUACAUAUGAAUAUCUAUUGCUAUUCUUUUCCUAUGAUUUAUUUUAAUGAUCAAUUUCUUCAAGAUAUCUUUUUGCUAUCUGCUUUCUCCCACUCCAAAGCCAGUAUUAUCAGGAAGGAAAUUAAUUUUGCAAAAAUGAUUAAACAAAUACACUACCUAAUGUGAUGAAAAUCUUAUAGAUGAUGAUAGUUCUUCUGAUGAGUUUAACGAUGGUAAGUAUAAUAAUCAAUUAUCAUUAUCAAAAAAAGCACUUAUUAAUGUCCAUCAAACCAUUCCUCUGUAGUUAGAAUAUGUACUGCGCAGCCAUUACCACAAUUGGUAUUCGUCAAAAUACGAAACCGAUUGCUAUAAUGAGAGCAAAUGUAUCAUUAUUUGACAAAUAACAACAGAUAUAACUGUAACUUUCUCUUUCACACGUAUCAAUACUUGAUUAAAAAACUUGACUACUAGCUGUGAUAAUGAUGUACAAAAGAAUAUAUCAAAUUUCAUGGCUUUCUUUGUUUAUUUUAAUCUUUUUAUUCUUGUUUGUUUUGUUUGAUAAAAACUUUUGGUUUUUUUUUACAUCUAUUUUUGGUAUAAUGAAUUAAUUAUUUCUUUUUUCUUCUUUGUCUUGUAGCUGAUCAAGGUGCAAAUGAUAAUGCAAGGGCAACAGUUAUACUUAAUGAUGGUACUACAAUUGUCUUACCACCUGGAACAACAGCUACGAUUCUUGCUGAUGAUGUUACAACGACUGCUGGUGGUAGCACCGAAACAGUUGACACAACUACAGUUGGGUCAACCGCAGACGAUACUACUAUCGGCGCUACUACGUUAGAAGCAGCAACAACAACUGCAGAUAUCACUCUUGAAGCGUCGACUACUGCUGCCGAUACUACUGAUAUAACUACAACUGAAGAUGAAUCAACAACUGCUGACGAUGCUACGACCGAUAGUGCUACAACUGAAGCUGUUACUACCGAUGACGCUACGACAGAUAGUGCUACUACUGACGGUGCCACAUCCGAUGGAGAUACAACUGAUGGUGCUACGACCGAUGGUGCUACCACUGACGGUGCCACAACUGAUGGUGCUACAACCGAUGGUUCUUCUACUGAUGGCUCUUCGACUGAUGGUUCUUCUACCGAUGACUCUUCGACUGAUGGUUCUUCUACCGAUGGCUCUUCGACUGAUGGUUCUUCUACCGAUGGCUCUUCGACUGAUGGUUCUUCUACCGAUGGCGCUAGUACAGACAGUUCUUCUACUGAUGGUUCUUCCACUGAUGGAUCUUCUACCGAUGGCACUAGUACUGAAGGAUCAACAGAAGAUCACAGUGUAACAAGUACUGAUACAUCAUUGACAACAGUGACAGCAUAUGAUGAUGAAAACGAAGAAAAUAAACAAACACCAGAGACAACUACAGUUCCUCAAAAUGUUAAUGACAAUGAAGAAGAUGAAGCUAUUGAAGAUGGGGAUGUUAAAAUAACAACAACAACAGUAAAAACAACUCCAAAAGCAGCGAGUGAUAUAGACGACACAUCAGAUGAUGUUGAAUAUUAUGAUGAGAAUAAAGAGGAAGAAGGACAUUCAACUCCUGAAGUAUCACCCGUUCCAACUCCGACAAACUCUACUCAGCCAUCACACGUUGAAAUUCGUGUGAUCGUAAGCCCAACAGAUGUAAAAGUUCAACGCGGUCAAACAGUUGAAUUAACUUGUACUGUUCAUACUGGUGAUCCAAAUAUAAAUAUUUACUGGAUUCAAGAAGAGCCUCAACGACGUUACGCUUCACUAGAUCCAGCUCAACCAAAUGAUAAACAAGUAAAAGGAUCACAAGUUAUAUCAAAAGCGCGUAUUACACUUGAUGAUCCAAGUAAAAUUGGUAAAUAUACAUGUAUGGCACAAGAUAAUGCUGGAAACAGUGGUGCAGCUAUUGUUACUAUGCAAGAAGUUGAUGGUGGGUAUCAUCCGCAACCAGAAUACCCAGAUGUUCAACCCUCACCGGGUGGUAGAAGAGCUUUACAUAUUAUUGCACCAGAUAUGAGUGAAGGUGAUUAUGUUGAAAUUAAAUGUGAAGGCGCAGAGCCAGAAGAUGAAUCACGUAUUCAAUGGUACUUCAAUAAUCGAUUAAUUGAUAGUUCGCUUAUUACUGAUGAACAACCACUUUAUCCACGUGGCAAAACUCUUCAUAUUCGUCCAAUUUCGAGAUCAUAUUUGGGCAAUUAUCGUUGUUCUAUUCCGGAGAGUAAUUAUAUAGAUGCUAAUAGUGUUUUGACAUUUGCGGGACUGGCACCAGCGCCAGUUGACCCUGUUGGACCAGUACCACCAGCCGGUCAAUGUCGUGAUGAUGAGGCACACUGUCGUAAUGGUCGAUGUAUUCCUCGUUCAUAUAUUUGCGAUGGUAAAAAUGAUUGUGGUGACAACAGUGACGAAACAUGCGGACGUUCUGAUGUAUGUCAACCAAAUGAAAUUCACUGCUCAAAUCCUAACCGUGGAAGAAAAUGUGUUCAGAAGUUUUGGAUGUGUGAUGGUGAUCGUGAUUGUGAUGAUGGAAGUGAUGAACAACAACAUUAUUGCGAAUUACUUCCACGACAACGUUAUUGUAAACCAAGUGAAUUUCAAUGCCAUGGUGUUAAUGAUUCAUAUGGAAAUCCAGUAUGUAUUCCACGAUCAUUUCAAUGCGAUGGUUAUAGUGAUUGUCCUGAUCGUUCGGAUGAAGUCGGUUGUGUUAAGCCAACAAUUAUUUCGCCACCAGAACGUCAAAUUCAAAUCCAUCCUGGUGAAACAUUAACUAUUCGAUGUACUGCUCGUGGUUCUCCAGCACCAUAUAUUAAUUGGCGUCUCAAUUGGGGACAUAUAUGUGGUGAUGGUUCUGAUAAUGGACGUUGUACAAUGGCGCAAGCUUUAGAUGCAAAUGAUCCAACAGUUGUUAUUGGUACACUUACAAUUCGUAACAUCAAUCGAAAUGAUGCUGGUGCUUAUUCAUGUGAAGCUCUUAAUAAUCAAGGUUUUACUUUUGCUAUUCCUGAUGCCAUUGUUCAUGUUAUUAUUGAUGUUCCUAGACCACCAGCAUGUAAUUGUCAUGGUCAUUCAGUAUAUUGUACACCAGAUGGAAUAUGUCAAAAUUGUCAACAUAAUACAGCUGGUCAUUAUUGUGAGCAUUGUGCUGCAGGUUAUCAAGGAGAUGCUCGUGGUGGAACACCUUACGAUUGUCAACCAAUACCCCCCGCUCCUUCAACACGUUCGUAUUUUGAUUAUUAUUUAAAAACAAUAAAAAAAAAUGAUUUGAUUUCUAUAUGUCAAAUAGAUUGUGAUGCAUAUGGUACACAUACGGAACGUAAUGGUCGUUGUGUUUGCAAGUACAAUGUUCAAGGUGAACGAUGUAAUCAAUGUAAACGUAGUCAUUUCUAUUUAAAUCCAACAACACCAAAUGGCUGUUUACCAUGUUUUUGCUCGGGUGUAUCAAGUGACUGUAGAUCUACGGAAUGGCGACGACAACCUACUUCACUUCCAUUAAAUAAUUGGAGUGCUGUACCAAAGAACUUUGCUAUUGAUCCAUAUGAAGCACGUGAUCAUAUUCAACAACGUCAUGGUGGACAUGAAAUAUCUCUUGAUCAAAGUUCAUUAGGUCGAUCAAAUAAUGAAGUUCUUUAUUGGAAAGCACCGAAAGAAGUUCUUGGUGAUUUUGUUACAUUAUAUGAUGGUAAUAUUGAUAUACACUUUACUAAUGAUGGUAAUGAACAUGAAGCACCAAGUAAUGAUGAAUUGAUUUGGUUACGUGGUAAUAAUAUUGAUCUCGUUCAUAAACUUCCUUCAACACAACGAUUUCAAGCAAAUCGUAAUGCAACUUAUUCAGUACCAUGUAACGAAAGAACGUUUACACGUAAAGAUGGUACACAUAUUGAUCGAGAAAAUAUUCUUAUGGCUUUAUCAGACUUGGAUACUUUGCUUGUUAAAGUAAAUCCAAUUGGUGGUCGACGUAACGCUGUUCUCCGUGGUGUUACUUUACAUGCUGCUAAACCUGAUGGUUAUGCUGACGCAGCACCAACAGUUGAAUCAUGUCGUUGUCCAGCUAAUUAUACUGGUACAUCAUGUGAAAAAUGUGCCGAAGGUUAUGGUCGUCCACAUCCAUUAGUUGGCAUUUAUUUGGGUCAAUGUUGGUCUUGUCGAUCAUUGUGUCAUGAACGAUCAGAUCAAUGUGAUCGAGAAACUGGCAGAUGUUUGAAUUGUCAAGGUAAUAGUGACGGUGAUCGAUGUGAACGAUGUCGUCCCGGCUAUGUACUUGACGGACGAAGUCAUCAAUGUGUACGAGAUGACUACUAUCAACCAUAUCCACAACCAGAGCCACAACCAGAGCCACAACCAGAGCCACAACCAGAACCACAACCAGAGCCACAACCAGAGCCACAACCACAACCAUCAGAUGAUACUGAUGUUCAAGGCACAUUUUACUUCGAUCAAAGACCAUAUGACCCACGUAAUCCAACACCAUUGAGUAUUGUUCUGGAUGGUAAUCUACCAGAACAACGCCUUCCACUUCAAAUUCAUCAUGUUGAACCACACUCGGUUGUCUGGGGUCGUACUGAUGGUAGUCCAUUACCAGCAAAUGUUUUUCAAGAAGGUAAUGAUCUUAUCUUUCGACAUCCAACAUCUGACCAAGCUGGAAAUUAUAUUUGCACAAUAACACAUCCUAAUGGCUUUAUUCAACGUAUUCCUAUUUAUGUAAAUUAUCGUCCAGGUGAAUGGAUCUAUGAUCGUCAUCCACCAGUAUUUAGUCCAGCAAGUCCAUUAUCAAUUAAUGAAGGUGCAAGUCAACUAAUUCAAGCUCCAAGUGACUUUUAUAGAGUUCAAUGUACACGUGCUGAUGGUCGACCACUUCCAUCAGGUAUUCAACAAAAUGGUAAUGCUUUAGAAAUCACUCGUGCACAUCCUGAUCAUUCGGGUAAUUACAAUUGCGAAUUAUAUACUGCUGACGGUAGAUCAGCUCGGGCUCCAUAUGACAUUCAUGUACGACCCAGUGAACGACAUCCAUCAACUGGUGAAGACAAAUUAAAAAAUCAAACAGACUCACAACAAAUUAUGAUAACAAAAUUUCUUAAACGGAAAGGUACUCCACCAAGAGUGACUAUUCAUCCACGAACAAUUAACUUAAAAGAAGGUCAACGUAUGAUUGUUCAAUAUACAGUUGCUUCACAUGAUCCAAUUCAAGUCGUUUGGCAUAAAUUAACUGAUCAAGGUUAUCAACCAAUUCCAUCAUUAUUUACUGUUGAACCAAAUCGUCUUGUUCUUAAUCGUGCCACACCUGACGCAGCUGGUACUUAUCAAGUUACUGUAAGCAAUCCACAUGGCGAAGAUCGACAAGAAUUACACAUUAAUGUCGAACCAAGACGUGGUGGUCGUAAUCGUGGUCAGCAAGGAGCUGCACCACAAAUUGAUUUUCCAGAAGCACGAUAUGAAAUUGGUAAUGGUGAAAAACUUGAUAUAGUACCAAAUCUUUAUAAUGUUCAUGGAGGAACCUUAACAUGGUCAAAAGAUGGUUCAACAGAUUUACCUGAUGGUGUAACUGCACGUAAUGAUGGUGCGUUACAUAUUGAAGGUCGAUCAAAUGAUGUUGCAGGAAAAUAUACUCUUGAUGCAGCUAAUGCUCAUGGUCGAGCAUCAAAAUCUCUUAAUGUUUCGUGGAAAGAAACAGAUGAUCAACAAGACAAUUCUGUUGAUGAUAAUGAUGGUUCGCGUAGUUAUAUUGAUGUUCGUCUUUUAUCACGUGAUGAUAUAGAAAAUCUUCAAGUCGGACGUGAUAUUCAUUUACACUGUGCUGUUCAUGGUAGUGUUGAACGUCCAUAUGAAUAUACAUUUACAAAAGAUGGUCAACCAUUAGAACAUAAUGUUGAAGUACAUCCAAACGGUGAAUUAAUUAUUCGUAAUGCUCAAGCAAGUGAUGCUGGACAUUAUCGAUGUGAAGUUGCUUUCCCACGUGCCCCUGGAGUCCGAACACAACAAAGUACUUAUGAUCUUCAACUUUCAGGUGGUUCAGCAGGAGGUUAUGAACAAAGUCAUCAACAUGGACAUGAACAUGCUCAAGCAUCUGAUCAUAUUGAAGUGAUUGCUGAACCAUCCGAAGUAAAUCUUGGACGUGGUGAAGAAGCAACAAUCACAUGUCGAGUUAAUGGUGCUGACCAAUAUAAAGUAACAUGGGGCCAAUAUGCACAUGAUACAAGUCUUCCAAACUAUGCCCAUCAAGAAGGAAAUAAUGUUAUAGUAGCACCAACACAGGAUUCACCUGCUGAACAAAUAUACUUGCAAUGUCAAGCUAAUGUUCCAGGUCAUGAUCAACCACAUCCGGCUUUUGUACGAGUCAAUGUCCGCGGCGAAGAUGAGUCGACUAUUCGUCUUAAGCCGAAAUUAUUAAUUGAACCAUCAACACAUAUUCGCAUAUCAAAAGGAGACAAAUUGCGUAUAAAAUGUUUUGAUCCAUAUGAAACUUACUCAACGACAAUUAGUUGGUUUAGAUUUAGUAAAGACUCUACAUUGAUAAUAUUGCCAAAUCAACAUUCAAAUGGUAUUCUUGAUUUCGACGCCGUAUUAGAUUCAGAUAUUGGCCAAUACAUCUGUCGCGGUGAAAAUCAAGUUGGUUUUGCUGAAGAAAUAGUUACACUUGAGCUAACUGGAUCUGCCCCUUCUAUUAUCAUCUUACCAAAGGUAACUAAUCGGUACCUUCAAGUGCCAUACUAUUCAACUCAAACUAUCGAAUGUCUAAACGAAGAUAGUAGCACAACAGUUGAUAUCACUUGGCGUCGUGCAGAUAAUAAUGAUUGGGACAUAUCAAAAACAGCAACACUUUUUCCAUCUAAUAUGCCUUUACAAUUCGAACAUAGUGGUACAUAUAUAUGUAUUGCUACAAAUAAAUAUGGUACUACUUCAGAAACUAUUACUCUUGAUGUUCAACAAAUAUCGCAUGAAAUUUCAAUUGAUAUUGAACCUACAAAUAUAUUUUUGAUUAAUAGUGAAAUACGUUUUAAUUGUAAAUUACCACAAUCAAAUGAUAUUUGGUGGUCAUCUAUAAAUCAGCAUCAACGAGAAAAUAAUCCACUUACAAUUCAUGUAGGAUCAGAUCAUAUUAAUAGAAAAUUUACAUGUCAUGCAAAAGAUAUUAAUGGAAAAUUACAUAGCAAAAUAAUUCGUAUUCAACGUUAUUCAGCAGAACAAUUAAUGGCAGUUAUUAUUAACGAUGAAGUUGCAAGAAGUUUACCAGCUAAUCAACGAAAAACCAAAACACCUAAAAUUCAUAUUAAAUUAAUUACUGCUCGAACGGAUAUUAAAGUAGGUGGAGUAGUUGAAUUACAUUGUUAUGUUGAAGGUAUUUUACCUAAUAAUUUGUCUUGGUCAUUUCAAUCAGGUUUAUUGCCAAGCAAUACACAUGUAACAAAUGAUGGUCAUUUAUUAAUUUUCAAUUUCGAUACAGACAAUCUUGGGACAUAUAUUUGUUCAGCCGAAACUCCUAUUAAACAUCUUUCAAAAUCAAUUGAAUUUCAACCAAAUGAUAUAUCUAAUAAUAAUAUAGGACCAUCUCUUUCAUAUCAAGUCUAUUCAUCUCGUUCGGAUUAUCGUGUUGGUGGUCGUCUUCUUAUUGAAUGCUUUGUUUCCGAUCCUAAUCUAUCAAAGAUAUGGAUAAAAAAACAAGGCAAAGUAAAUAAAAAUAUAUCGGAAACUUAUCUUUUUAUCGAUAGACUAAGUCAAAAGAAUAUUGGUCACUAUAAAUGUUUAUCAUCAAAUGAAAACCAACAAUCAUCAAUCGAUUUUAACAUUACACAUUCGAAUCUUCGUUCUCAGAUAUUUCCAUUACAAAAGACAUCAAAUCUUCAUAUUGAAUUUCUUUCAUCACUUAAUCAAAUAAAACUUGGUGGAAAUAUUCUUAUUAAUUGUUCAUCAUCUGAUAAGAGACCAGUACAAUGGUUAUUAAAUAAACAAAUAGAUGAAAUAAUAAUAAAUAAUUCAUAUCUUCAUAUUCCAAAAUUUUCAAAUAAUCAUUUUGAUUAUUAUCAUUGUAUAAAUGAAAACGACCGAAAAGAUUUAGUCUUAUCUCCAAGUUUAUUUGAAUUUAUGACAAAUUUAAAUUUAAAAAAAAUAAAUCCAAUUAAGUACGAUAAAUCUUUUAUUGAAAUUAUUGAAGGAAAAUAUAUUGGAGAUAAUAUUACUUUAAUAUGUCGAAUAGGACGAGAUGUAUCACAAGGAAAAGUAGUUUGGACAAAUGUUCCAACACCUAAAAAUCAUUUUUAUAUUCGUGGACCUCGUUUAGAAUUUCGUCCAUUUAAAUUAGAACAUCAUAAUCAAUACAAAUGUCUUAUUAAAUCGAAACAAUCAAAUGAAGUUUUACGUACCUUAACAUUUAAUACACAUACAAAUAUUUACGAACAAACAGAUAGAAAACCAAGCAUAAAUUUAACAGUCGAUACAUCAUACUUAUUGGAUACUGGUGAAUUAAGACUAAUUUGUAGUACAGAUAAUUUAAAUCAAUAUCAUCAAUGGACAUUUGAUGAUCAAAUACCACGAUCAAAAAUUCAUUAUGACUUAUCAAUGAAUGAUCAUACAUCAAUUAUGAUCAUACCCGAUUUUGAUCUUGAAGUUGAUUUAGGAAAAUAUGAAUGUUCAACAACAAACGCCUAUGGUACAACAAUGAGAUCUAUUAAUAUUGAUAGUGAUAUGUUGAAAUCAAAUUGA